UAGGUCCUAUUUAGCCUGGGAAAAAUUCGGUGCCUUUUCAGGAGGGAAACUUGGCAGGGUUUUGUCCCGAGUUAGAUACGGUUACUAUAAAGGCUAACAGUUUUGAAACAAAAAAAUCCAUAACAUUUUGUAUACAGUAGACGUUAUUAUUACACAAGGUGAACUGCACAUCAUGUCUGGUAUAGCUUUGAGCAGACUUGCCCAGGAGAGGAAGGCCUGGCGAAAGGACCACCCUUUUGGUUUUGUGGCAGUACCAACAAAGAAUCCUGAUGGAACCAUGAACCUGAUGAACUGGGAGUGUGCUAUUCCUGGGAAGAAAGGGACCCCUUGGGAAGGAGGGUUGUUUAAACUCCGGAUGCUGUUUAAGGACGACUAUCCCUCAUCUCCUCCGAAGUGUAAAUUUGAACCUCCGCUGUUCCAUCCCAAUGUGUAUCCAUCCGGCACAGUCUGCCUGUCCAUCUUGGAGGAAGACAAAGACUGGAGGCCUGCCAUCACAAUAAAGCAGAUUCUGUUAGGGAUACAGGAACUUCUGAACGAGCCGAACAUCCAGGACCCCGCUCAAGCAGAGGCAUAUACAAUUUACUGCCAAAACAGAGUAGAAUAUGAGAAAAGGGUUCGUGCGCAGGCCAAAAAAUUCUCUCCAUCUUAAGCGUCAAGAUGUCUGCAUAACUGAAGGCAUUUGGAUUUUUUUUUUCCUCUACAAAUUCUUCAAAAGUGCUCCAUACAAAAAGACAUACUGAAGGACUUAUUUGAAGCUGAGUAUAUUAUAAAUAUAUAUGAUAUUGUGCCAUUUACUGUCCUGAUUCUCCUAUAUUCCAGGUGUCUUGGUUUUUUAUUUUAUUGGCUACAUUGUGAUAUAGGGAGGAAGGAUCUGAUUGUAGGUGGCCUGUGCCCAAAUUACGAGCUGAACUUUAAUACUCCAUAAAACCUGUAAAAUCAUGCUGUGGGUACCCAAGCUUGCUUUUAUCCCCCUUUUAUUUAUAUUUUAAAGUUCCCUUUAGGUGUGAGAGACUUGGCACAAUACAUCACUGCAACUGUCAGAGUUGAAGGCAAAUGUCAAAUUCUGCAUCAAAUGAAGAGUGUCUCCCAAAAUAGACUCUCACUUCUUUUUUUUUUUUUGUAGCGAGACGACUUUUGUUUUCCCACCGGGUCCAUGACGUCUCUACCUUCCAUGGUUUUUAUGAUGUAAAACUCACUAUUACUUUGAAAUGUCAGUAUUUUGACUGCUGCAAAAAAAAGGAAAAAAAGGAACCUUUUUAUACUUUCUAUGACUGUAGAUCUCGUGCUCCGAUGCAGGUCCCUGCCAGCAUGUCCUGUAAGAUGCUGCCGCUUCGCCCAUUUCAGUCUAAAUAAUCAGCUACGCAGAAUCUGUAGCCGGCUACUGCUAUUCUUUUGUUUGUUUGUUUUAAUAUAACCCUUUUCCUCUCUGCAUCACUCUCCAUGUUCUGUCUUGCUGAUUGAAAUGUAAAAUUAAAAUUAAGAAAUUAAAAGGUACCCCCCCCCCGACCCUUACCCUGUUCUUUACGGGGUCACAUACCCUGAAAGAAGUUGUGAAGGGUGUCUUCUUGACUGGGGCUCACCGCUUUUCAAUUGCGGGUUCUCUCAAAAUAAUAUCCACCUCAUGUAGUUGUAGAGUUUUACCAUCUAUGGUAGGUUCAUUUAAUGAACAUUGAAAGUCAGAUUGAUAUAGACACAUUUGAUGAGGACGCUGGGCUGAGGGGUGGGCAUGUUGCCUUCUUGCUCUCUGUCGCCGUUGGAGGACUUGGGCCAGUGGGUUCGCACUUAGCAAAACCUUAAUUGUAUCCUUGAAGCCGGGUGAUAGAAAAACUUACUGCGUACCUGAAUGUACUUGUGGUUUCAGUUACAGGAAUCCUGGUAGCAGUAGCAACUUUAAGUUUAACAGUUUGGCACCAAACAAGUACUUUUGCAUUAUCGUUUCUUCUCCCUCCCCAUUUUCCUUAAAUAUCCCCUCUAUCUACCUGUGUGAGCCUGGGUGUUUUGGCCUUGGGUAUCUGUACAAUGAGCAAGCAUAAAUGUUUUUGUGUGGUUGGCAAUGGUGGGAUUAUUUUUUCUUUUUUUUUCCUUUUUCAGUUUUCAAAGAAAUUAUACUUUUUUUCACAUUUACGGAAUAUGUAAUGGUUCUGUGGAUUGUCAGUGUUUUUGAAUAUGUGCUUUGGGCAUCACUUCCUCCUAAUUGUUUUACUUAUCGUAUGCUCUUCCUUUUAUGUUUAAACAACCUUAGUACUUUGUUUUAUCAGUUAGUUUUCAAUAAACUUUGCUGAAUAUUCUA
Messenger RNA from Brienomyrus brachyistius, 2290 nucleotides. Its product is annotated as SUMO-conjugating enzyme UBC9-B-like. The record is from RefSeq and is a predicted model, not a curated record. The coding region runs from base 173 to 649 and encodes 158 amino acids. The transcript has 7 exons. Gene Ontology annotation, molecular function: SUMO conjugating enzyme activity. Gene Ontology annotation, cellular component: nucleus. Gene Ontology annotation, biological process: protein sumoylation. Lineage: Eukaryota; Metazoa; Chordata; Actinopteri; Osteoglossiformes; Mormyridae.